AUGAACCUCGUCACCACCCUAUUUAAGGUCAAACGGAUCCCAGGGAGCAGGCUUAUUGGUGAGCAGUCUCUUGAUAACUCCAGCUUUAGACAACAGGAGUAUCGAGAUUGUCUCCUCCACAACCUCUCCCACCCCGGGGUCGAUUCUAUCCUCCUUUUAGUCGAGGGGAUCGCAGCGUACCGGGAGCUUUGCCAUCCCCUUCUCGCCAAUCGCCCCCUCACAUCAGGCAGCGGUAAACUCAUCCCGAUACUAUUCUCCGGCUCGACGGUUAUGCGAGAGGGGCGCACCCCGUCCAUUGGGCAACCUACCAGGCUUCCCACCUACGAAGACCUCUUUCGGAUUGCGAACCAGCUGGCACCAGGCACACCUUGCAUGGUGUGCAACGCCGAUAUUUACCUCUCCCCACAACAUUUUAGGGUUCCCGAUGUGGUGAAUCUCUUCAAACGAGAAAACGCCUCGCACCCUUCAUUUGAAAGGGAAUCUGGGGAGGAAAAAUGGAAGCGGGUGGCGCUCGCGCUGACGAGGUAUGAAAGCGACCACCCACGCGACGCACCGCUGAUUUCGGACUACAGAGGCUCUCAUGAUGCGUUUAUUGUGCGCCCGCCGCUGCCGGAAAGCUUCCUUCGGGCUGUGGCGCACCCCCAGAAUGCGUACCAGGCGGAAAACAUCGUCAUUCAUGAGCUUCGGCGUAGUGGUUAUACGGUCCUGAACCCUUGUCUAGACCUGCAUAUCAUUCACCGACACGCGUCGGGGAUUCGGCAGUGGCUUCCCUCGGUAGACCCCACUCGAUAUGGGCGGGCAGCCCCCACUACGAUGCGAGACGUGACAUUGAAGUUAGCCCAAAAUAUUUAA
Molecule: messenger RNA, 852 nt
Organism: Phytomonas sp. EM1
Lineage: Eukaryota; Euglenozoa; Kinetoplastea; Trypanosomatida; Trypanosomatidae
Source: the annotation of a GenBank genome assembly